Molecule: messenger RNA, 3715 nt
Organism: Cynoglossus semilaevis (tongue sole)
Lineage: Eukaryota; Metazoa; Chordata; Actinopteri; Pleuronectiformes; Cynoglossidae
Gene: gria3b
Product: glutamate receptor, ionotropic, AMPA 3b
Exons: 16
Biological process (GO): monoatomic ion transport
Cellular component (GO): membrane
Molecular function (GO): signaling receptor activity; ligand-gated monoatomic ion channel activity
Source: RefSeq, a predicted model, not a curated record
UUUUAAAAACAAAUGCAUUCUCUGUGUGGACGAAUGACGCCACAAAGCAGGGAAUCCUUUCCGUUCACAGUCGUGAGAACAGGAAGUUUCCACAGGUUGUUGAUUGUGUAGACCUGGGCACCGGCGUGCACUCAGCUCACAGGUGCUGCAGAUUUGGAACAGGAGCCUGGUUUCCUGCAGCUGCAGCAGCUGCAGCGGUUGGAGGAGACCCGGCCAUUCAGAGCGACUGGCCAGCACAGACUGCAGUGCUUCUUUAUCGAUUCAGCCAGCAGUGGGCUAAUAUUGACAAGUGCCGCACUUGUGCCAAGCUGUCGUAAUCGGGCGGGCUGAGGCUUUUAAAUUCAACGUCAGAUUAAGUUUGACCAACGCACUGGCCCGGAGCGCGAUCGGGCCAAUCGGCGUGGAGAUCAGCACCACGUUCCCCGGCUCUCCUAUCCCCCACCGCCAGCCCCCCCUCCUGCCCCUGCUCUCUCUCCUCUCUCUCCCUCUCUCUCUCUCUUCCUCUCCAUCUCUCUUCUCCGUUAGUUGCAAAAAGCUCUGCAGCUGGGCUACACCUUCAAUGAACCUAAUUGGUGCGCUGUGAGCGACCAUCAUCCAGACACUGGAUUUCCUCCGCGCCCGGCUCUCCUCCAGAACAUAUGAAUCUGCUCACAUAGACGCUUUUCAGGAGUUGAACAGAUAGGUCGGAGAAGAAGAAAAAAGAAGAAAGAAAAAUGGCACAACGCCUGCUUCUGUUUCUGCUGUGGCUGUGUGACACAUCAUCUGCAGGAUUCCCCAAUCAGAUAAAUAUCGGGGGACUCUUCAUGCGCUCCACGGUGCAGGAGCACAGCGCGUUCAGGUUCGCUGUCCAACUCUACAACACCAACCAAAACACCACGGAGAAGCCUUUCCACCUCAACUACAAUGUCGACAACCUGGAGUCGUCCAACAGCUUCUCCGUCACCCACGCGUUUUGCUCCCAGUUCUCCCGCGGCGUCUACGCCAUCUUCGGAUUCUACGACAGGAAGUCCAUGAACACCCUGACCUCCUUCUGCGGCGCGCUGCACACCUCCUUCGUCACGCCAAGCUUCCCCACCGAUAACGAGGUGCAGUUUGUCAUCCAGAUGCGCCCCGCCCUCAGAGGAGCCGUCCUCAGCCUGCUGUCUCACUACAAGUGGCAGAAGUUCGUCUACCUGUACGACACCGACCGAGGUUUCUCUAUACUGCAGGCCAUCAUGGAGUCAGCAGUGGCCAAUAACUGGCAGGUGACCGCCCGCUCUGUCAGCAGCACAACGGACGCCGGAGAGUUCAGACGCAUCAUUGAGGAGAUGGACAGAAGGCAGGAGAAACGCUACGUGAUCGACUGUGAAGUGGACAGAAUCAACACCAUACUGGAACAGGUUGUGACCCUGGGAAAGAACAGCCGUGGUUACCACUACAUUCUGGCCAAUCUUGGAUUCACUAACGUGAGCUUGGACAAAGUCUUUGCCGGCGGAGCCAACAUUUCAGGAUUUCAGAUUGUCAACCCUGAGAAUCCGAUUGUGCAGCAGUUUAUGCAACGCUGGGAGAGGCUAGAUGAAAGAGAAUUCCCAGAAGCCAGAAACACUCCUCUGAAGUGAAUAUCAGCGUUGACCCAUGAUGCCAUACUGGUGAUAGCAGAGGCUUUCAGGUACCUGCGACGCCAACGUGUGGAUGUCUCUCGACGAGGCAGUGCCGGGGACUGUCUAGCCAAUCCCGCCGUGCCCUGGAGCCAAGGCAUUGACAUUGAGAGAGCUCUGAAAACGGUACAAGUGCAGGGUAUGACCGGCAACAUCCAGUUCGACAACUACGGCCGCAGGACCAACUUCACCAUCGAUGUUUAUGAGAUGAAACUAGGAGGGCCGAGGAAGAUUGGGUACUGGAACGAGUACACACGAUUUGUAAAUAUUAUGGACCCGCAGGUCUCCAACGACUCCUCAGUGGAAAACCGAACGAUUGUGGUCACUACUAUUAUGGAAGCUCCUUAUGUGAUGUACAAGAAAAAUUAUAUGCAUCUGGAGGGGAAUGACAGAUAUGAAGGCUACUGCGUCGAUUUAGCAUCUGAGAUUGCCAAACAUGUUGGAAUUAAGUACAAACUGUCUAUAGUAAUGGAUGGGAAGUAUGGAGCCCGAGACCCCGAGACCAAGACGUGGAACGGGAUGGUGGGUGAACUGGUCUAUGGGAGAGCAGAUAUAGCUGUUGCGCCUCUCACCAUUACUCUGGUUCGAGAGGAGGUGAUAGACUUUUCCAAGCCAUUUAUGAGCUUGGGCAUCUCCAUUAUGAUAAAGAAGCCCCAAAAGUCCAAGCCCGGUGUCUUCUCCUUCCUGGACCCGUUGGCCUACGAGAUCUGGAUGUGUAUAGUGUUCGCUUACAUCGGCGUGAGCGUGGUCCUGUUCCUGGUCAGCCGCUUUAGUCCUUACGAGUGGAACCUGGAGGAACAGGACGAGACCAAAGAUCCCCAGACUCCCCCUGAUCCUCCCAACGACUUUGGCAUUUUCAACUCUCUCUGGUUCUCACUCGGCGCCUUCAUGCAGCAGGGAUGUGACAUCUCCCCAAGGUCACUGUCAGGCCGUAUCGUAGGUGGUGUGUGGUGGUUCUUCACCCUCAUCAUCAUCUCCUCCUACACGGCCAACCUGGCUGCCUUCUUGACAGUGGAGAGGAUGGUGUCUCCCAUCGAGAGUGCCGAAGAUCUGGCCAAGCAGACAGAGAUAGCAUACGGCACUCUGGACUCAGGCUCCACCAAAGAGUUUUUUAGGCGAUCCAAAAUAGCAGUGUACGAGAAGAUGUGGUCGUACAUGAAAUCUGCCGAACCCUCGGUGUUUGUUAAGACCACGCCCGAUGGCGUAGCCCGGGUAAGAAAGUCGAAAGGCAAGUUUGCCUUUCUCCUCGAGUCCACCAUGAAUGAGUACAUCGAGCAGCGGAAGCCGUGCGACACCAUGAAAGUGGGCGGGAACCUGGACUCGAAAGGAUACGGUGUGGCGACGCCCAAAGGCUCAGCAUUAAGAAAUGCUGUUAACCUGGCAGUUUUAAAACUGAAUGAGCAAGGCCUCUUGGACAAAUUGAAAAACAAAUGGUGGUACGACAAGGGAGAGUGCGGCAGCGGGGGAGGUGACUCCAAGGACAAGACAAGUGCUCUCAGUCUGAGCAAUGUGGCGGGUGUCUUCUAUAUUCUGGUUGGAGGGCUAGGGCUGGCCAUGAUGGUGGCUCUGAUAGAGUUCUGUUAUAAAUCACGACAAGAAACCAAACGGCUGAAAUUGGCCAAGAAUGCCCAAAAUUUUAAGCCUGCUCCCCCGACCAACACCCAGAACUUUGCCACAUACAGAGAAGGCUACAAUGUGUACGGAACCGAGAGCGUAAAGAUCUAGAGGUUGUGGCAACACUUUGAUUGGUCCUUACGACUGUGACUAAACAUAUACAGUACUGAAGGACAAGAUCACGGGGGAUUAAGUUCCAGAGCCAAAUCCUUUGUAUGUUGACACAGCAUGAUAAUCUGCAAUGAUGACACGACUGGACUGGUCACGUGAAGAACCGAUUGCGGUUCCUUCCUCUCAGUGCCUUAUGGAACUCUGUGUCCAAACCAACGCAACUCAUUCACAGUGAUGUUGCUUUUUCUUUGCUUGAGACUCAUACGAAACAGAAGAAUGGUGCAGUGAUUUCACCGUAUAUUUAUAUAUGUACAUAUACACCUACAUGUACAUGUAUACAUAUAUAUGAACGA